Linnemannia hyalina is the source of this 975-nucleotide messenger RNA. NCBI's taxonomy places the organism in Eukaryota, Fungi, Mortierellomycota, Mortierellomycetes, Mortierellales, Mortierellaceae. The record is from the annotation of a GenBank genome assembly.
AUGAGUGCCUCGCCAACUGUCCGAUCCGGACUCAACGUCGUCCGCCAUAUCGUCCCUGCUUCAACCCCCUCCUUCAAACUCGCAUGCAACACCUACCGCCGCACCACCCCUCUCCCCUCCCCUACCAAAGCAACUCCCCCAAUUAUUUUCGCACAUGCAAACGGGUUCCAUAAAGAGAUUUGGGAGCCGGUCAUCAGCCGACUGAGCCAUCCCUGGGCCAACAGUGAGAUGUAUGCCUUUGACUGCAGGAACCAGGGCGAUAGCGCCGUCCUCAACAAGGACAUCCUUGAAAAGCAUUUCGACUGGUACUCGUACGCGCAUGACAUCCUCCAAGUCGUUGACACCUUUGACCUCAAGAAGGCCGUCGGUGUCGGACACAGCUUCUUGGCGGAGAUGAUGCGUCCAGGCACGUUCUCUGCAAUUGUUGCCAUCGACCCCACCAACUUCCCCAAGGAGAUCUAUAUGAGCGCCUCCAUCGAAGAUAAUCCCAUGGCCCAGCUCACUCUCAAGCGACGCGACACCUGGAAAAGCAGAGAGGAGUGCAAGGCCAACAUGUUGCAGAAGAAGUUCUUCAAGGCGUGGCACCCCGAGGCAUUGGACCUCUACAUCGAACACGGCAUGCUUGAUGUUGUGAAUGAGGAUGGAUCAACAGGAAUCACACUCAAGUGCCCCAAGUACCAGGAGGCGACCACGUUUGCCUGUGUGGGUACUGGUCUGUACGACUCUUUUGAGGGGAUGAGUGAGAUCCAGAUCCCUAUUCACAUUGUCUCUGGCGAGGAUUCCGAUAUCAAUUUUGAGGAGUUGGUCAAGAUGAAACUUGCACGCUGCAAGUAUGGUUCCCUUAAGGUUUUGAAGGGUGUCGGCCAUUUGUUGAGCUUGGAGAAGCCUCAAGAGACCGCUGACCAGAUCUCGGGCUUCUUGGACAGAGCGCUUGAGUCGCCUGUUGAGCUGGAGCAGCUCAAGGCCAGACUUUAA